This is a messenger RNA of Ceratotherium simum simum (southern white rhinoceros), 2833 nucleotides long. The record is from RefSeq and is a predicted model, not a curated record. Lineage: Eukaryota; Metazoa; Chordata; Mammalia; Perissodactyla; Rhinocerotidae.
CCGGGGCGAGCCUCGGGCGGCCCAACUUUGCGGCUCCUAGCCGGCUCCCAGGCGGGAGUUGUGAGGCGUGGCUGGGUGGAGGAGGCGCUUGGGGGGGCGUGGGGCUCCCCGGCGGGCGGGAGGACCGAGCGAGCCGCGCUGGACAAUGAGCUGGGCAGCUCGACGCUGCGGCCACUUUUAGGGGGGGCGCGACGCGGCCGCUGCCUCCGCGGCCCCACCUGCAGGGAGAGGGCGGGAUGUCAGAGCCAGGUGUCCCGGCGCUCUGAGCCCCCUUGCAGUCAGGCGUCCCUGAACUGGUUCCCGCAUUGACACCAGGCUACCUGGAGGCUUUGGCCGGGACGUGUUUUUCGUGGGGAGCCCUCGGUGCAGCCGUGAUGGCCAGCACCAGAAGUAUUGAGCUGGAGCACUUUGAGGAACGGGACAAAAGGCCGCGGCCGGGGUCGCGGCGAGGGGCGCCGGGCUCCUCCGGGGGCAGCAGCAGCUCGGGCCCCAAGGGAAACGGGCUCAUCCCCAGCCCGGCGCACAGUGCCCACUGCAGCUUCUACCGCACGCGGACCCUGCAGGCCCUGAGCUCGGAGAAGAAGGCCAAGAAGGCGCGCUUCUACCGGAAUGGGGACCGCUACUUCAAGGGCCUGGUGUUUGCCAUCUCCAGCGACCGCUUCCGGUCCUUCGAUGCGCUGCUCAUGGAGCUCACUCGCUCCCUGUCAGACAACGUGAACCUGCCCCAGGGCGUCCGCACCAUCUACACCAUCGACGGCAGCAGGAAGGUCACCAGCCUGGACGAGCUGCUGGAAGGUGAGAGUUAUGUGUGUGCAUCGAACGAACCAUUUCGUAAAGUUGAUUACACCAAAAAUAUUAAUCCGAACUGGUCUGUAAACAUCAAGGGUGGGACUACCCGAGCCUUGGCUGCUCCCUCCUCGGUGAAAAGUGAAGUGAAGGAAAGUAAAGAUUUCAUCAAACCCAAAUUAGUGACCGUGAUUCGAAGUGGAGUGAAGCCUAGAAAAGCCGUGCGGAUCCUUCUAAAUAAGAAGACUGCUCAUUCCUUUGAACAAGUCUUAACAGAUAUCACCGAAGCCAUUAAAUUAGACUCAGGAGUGGUCAAGAGGCUCUGCACACUGGAUGGAAAGCAGGUUACUUGUCUGCAAGACUUUUUUGGUGAUGAUGAUGUUUUUAUUGCAUGUGGACCUGAAAAAUUCCGUUAUGCCCAAGAUGACUUUGUCCUGGAUCACAGUGAAUGCCGUGUCUUGAAGUCAUCUUAUUCUCGCUCCUCAGCUGUUAAGUAUUCCGGAUCCAAAAGCCCUGGGCCCUCUCGACGCAGCAAAUCACCAGCUUCAGUAAAGAGGAGUGGCCACCACUCCAGUGCCUACUCUACAGCCAAAUCCCCAGUUAAUGGAACUCCCAGCAGCCAGCUUUCCACUCCUAAAUCUACAAAAUCCUCCAGUUCCUCUCCAACUAGCCCGGGAAGUUUCAGAGGAUUAAAGCAGGUUUCUGGACACGGCAGGUCUUCUUCCAAUGUAAAUGGUGGACCUGAACUUGAUCGUUGCAUGAGUCCUGAAGGUGUGAAUGGAAACAGGUGCUCUGAAUCAUCAACUCUUCUUGAGAAAUACAAAAUUGGGAAGGUUAUUGGUGACGGCAAUUUUGCAGUAGUCAAAGAGUGCAUGGACAGGUCCACUGGAAAGGAGUUUGCCCUAAAGAUUAUAGACAAAGCCAAAUGUUGUGGAAAGGAGCACCUGAUUGAGAAUGAAGUGUCAAUACUGCGCCGAGUGAAACAUCCAAAUAUCAUCAUGCUGGUUGAGGAAAUGGAAACGGCUACUGAGCUCUUUCUGGUGAUGGAAUUGGUCAAAGGUGGAGAUCUCUUUGAUGCAAUUACCUCUUCAACCAAGUACACGGAGAGGGACGGCAGCGCCAUGGUGUACAACCUGGCCAACGCCCUCAGGUAUCUCCAUGGCCUCAGCAUUGUGCACAGAGACAUCAAGCCAGAAAACCUCUUGGUGUGUGAAUAUCCUGAUGGCACCAAAUCUUUGAAACUGGGUGACUUUGGGCUGGCCACUGUGGUGGAAGGCCCUUUAUACACAGUCUGUGGCACACCAACUUACGUGGCUCCAGAAAUCAUUGCUGAAACUGGCUAUGGCCUGAAGGUGGACAUUUGGGCAGCAGGCGUGAUAACCUACAUACUUCUCUGUGGAUUCCCACCAUUCCGAAGUGAGAACAAUCUCCAAGAAGAUCUCUUCGACCAGAUCUUGGCUGGGAAGCUGGAGUUUCCAGCCCCCUACUGGGAUAACAUCACGGACUCGGCAAAGGAGUUAAUCAGUCAAAUGCUUCAGGUAAACGUUGAAGCUCGGUGUACCGCAGGACAAAUCCUGAGUCACCCCUGGGUGUCAGAUGAUGCCUCCCAGGAGAAUAAUAUGCAAGCUGAAGUAACAGGUAAACUAAAACAGCACUUUAAUAAUGCGCUCCCCAAACAGAACAGCACCACCACCGGGGUAUCUGUUAUCAUGUUUGAUUUGACAGUUUGAGAGAUGCUUCAGAGUUUCACUCUUUACCCAGUUGAGACUGUGGGGACUCCUGAAGCAGAAUUCUGGUAUUCAACAUGUUGUGCUUAAUCAGAGGCACUUCUAAUUCCCAGCCCCUCUUAAACCUGCCUGCUUGUCUCAGACUUCUGACACCAGCGUCCAGCUCUUGGCUUCUUAUCGAUGCGGGUCUCCUGUACCACUGACAUCCUUUUCAGCCAGCCAAGCACAGCCUUGGAAAAUUCUCACAACUUCAGCUUGCCACAUUGCCUUCCUUCCCAGAUCUAAAGCUGGCGAGUGCAUGGGAGGGGACUCCGUGAGUU